GCCUGUCAAACCCUGUGACUUCUGACUGCAGCGACGAGACGGGAAUAACAGGGAUGCACAUGACUAAAAAGUAAUGUUUCCACACUGAGACAUCCACUCCUGUCAGGGUCUCGCGUGAAUCCAGCUUCACUUUCAGCCGUUGGACCAGGAGCACAAUGAAACCACCAUCACAGACUCCAGCAUGUCCUGUAAGCAGCUCAUUAUUCGAAGGCGUCUACAACAACGCCAGGAUGCUUCAUUUCCUCACUGCAGUGGUGGGCUCCACCUGUGACGUGAGAGUGAAGAACGGCACAGCUUACGAAGGAAUCUUCAAGACUUUGAGCUCACAGUGUGAGCUGGCUGUGGAUGCUGUUCAUAAACGAAGUGAAGGAGAUGGAGGAGGAGGCGGAGGAGGAGGCGAGGAAGGAGGAGGAGGAGAAGGAAGCCAGUCACCUCCGCCUAAGAUUGAAGACAUCACCGACACGAUGAUCUUCAGCCCCGCCGACCUGGUGACCAUGACGUGCCGUGAUGUCGACUUGAGCUUUGCAGUCAGAGAUGUUUUCACAGACUCGGCCAUCAGCUCAUCACGUGUGAACGGGGAACACCGGGAGAAGGUUCUGCAGAGAUGGGAGGGGAAUGGAAACGGUGAAAACUUUGAGCUGGAGGCAGACGCAUCAAACGGCUGGGACGCCAACGAGAUGUUCAAGUUUAACGAGGAGGCGUAUGGCGUCAAGUCAACGUACGACUCGAGCCUCUCCAUGUACACCAUGCCUUUAGAGAAAGGGAACUCUGAGGUGUUCAGACAGCGGGAAGCCCGGGCGGCCCGGUUAGCCAACGAGAUCGAGGGCAGCCUGCAGUACCGCCGGCGGGUUUCUCUGGAGAAUGACGAGGGCAGGAGCGAGGAGGACAAAUACAGCUCUGUUGUCAGGGAGCGGGAGGACCGGUCGAGCCCUGGAUUCUCCUCCAGCGGCAGAGAAGGUAAAUACAUUCCUCUCCCCCAGCGGGCUCGGGAGAUCGGCCUGUCUGGCAGCAGCGUGAGAACCGGGGGCUCCGGUCGCACCACCGCACCGGCCUCCUCCAGGCACCAGCCCCCCAGCUCGUCUUCCCCCAAACCUCCCUCUGAGACGAGCAGCCCGCUGUCCGUCAGGAACGCCUACUCUCCUCACCAAUCACAGAGCAGCCCUCCAGCGGCCAGCAGCCCUCCCUGCUCCAAUCACAUUCUGCCGCAUUCGCUGUCCCAUCCUCAGGCGCUGGCUGAGACGACACGCUCACCUGUCAACGGAGUCACGUCCAGAACGUCACCCAAAUCUCAGAGGCUGCAGAACUCCAGAGCUCUCCGGAACCCGAACUCCCAGUCCUCACCUGCAGUCACUCGUGCUCCAAAAUCAGACGCCCCUACCCAGGACCUCCACCUGGUCGGCCCUGCCUUCUUGGACUCCUCCCCUUCCACUGUGACCACGACAACCACCAACACCAAACCCUCUGGCCCCACCCCACUUUUCCCUAUCGAUGUGAAUGAAAUCCUCAGCACAGCAGCUAAAGAACGAACUGAAAGUCUCUCCAGUCCUCAGGAAGGCCUAACCAACAAAGCUCCCUCAUUCCAGCAGAGAUCCCAGCUGGACGAGCUGCGCAAGUUUGGGAAAGAGUUCAGGCUGCAGCCCAGCUCCUCUCCUUCAGUGAGCCCGGCCUCCGCAGAUGCUGCUCAGCAAGGCUCCUCCUCCCCUGCUGACUCCUCCUCUUCCUCCUCACCUGCACCACCCAAAACUCUCACCCCUCAAGACCUGCAGCAGAAAGCGAGCACGUCUCCUUCCGCCGCCGGCGCCACAGCUGCUGCCGGCUCUCAGUCCGCAGGGCCGGAGGGUCUGGACCCGGGGAUGACUCAGUUAGCUUUGGCCCCGAACAGGGAGGAGGCGGCCUCUCCGGCGAGCAGCGAGCGAUCGGAGGCGGAUUCUGUAGCUUCAGUGCAAGUGAAGAACUCCACUCUGAAUCCAAAUGCAAAAGAGUUUCUUCCCAUUAAAGGACCCUCUGGCCUGCAAAAGCCUGUGUUGGCCCCCACCCCUCCUCGACCGACUCAACCCAGCCCCUCCUUGGUCCUUCAACCUCAAGGACAGCCAGGAGGUGGCGCCAUCUACAGCAGCCCGCCUGCUCACUACCUGUCCUACGUGUCCCCGCUCCACAUCCAAGGACACUCCCUCCAGAGUCCUCAGAUGUAUCAGUACACCAUGUCCACCGUUAACCAGGGCAAAUACCCCAGACCCAAAGGACCCGUGGUGGGACAGCGUCCGGAGCAUCACGCCUCUCAGAACUCACCCAUGAUCUCAGCCGCGGCCUCAGCAGCAGGACCUCCUCUGGUGGCUUCACCUUACCCCCAGUCUUACCUGCAGUACGGUCAGGUGAUCCAUGCCAUGCCCCCACACUACCACGGACAGCCCGUUUACUCGAUGCUGCAGCAGGGUGCGAGGAUGCUGACAUCUGGAGCCCCUCCUCAGGCCAUGGGUCCCCCUGGCCCCCAGUACCCGGGCCAGGCAGAGGGCCAGCAGAGGCCACAGCAGCCCAUGUAUGCUCAGUCAUUCGCUCACCACACUGGCGCCAUGCAUCAUCCUCAACCCUCCACCACCCCCACUGGGAAUCAACCUCCACCCCAGCACGCAGCACCCAGUCCAGGACACUCUCAGUCAAAUCAGGGCGGUCCUCAGCCUCAGUCCAUGUUCCACUCUGGAGGGUUGUCUGCUCCCACCCCUCCUAACCUGCAGCCGGGACACAGCUCCCCACAGGCUUCAUACGCCAUGCAAGGAUACGGCCUGCCUACCCACCAGGCACUGCAGCAUGGCUUCCCCUCAAUCAGCCAGCUCACACAGGCUCACGUCCAAGGAGGCAUGUCAGGACCCCACCACUCUGCAGGUCACGGGCUGCCCCCCGUCAUGCUGCACUAUGUCCCGCCUCAGCAGGGCAACAGCUCUAACCCCCAGCAGGGAGCACCACAACACUUCUACAUCGGACACCCCCAAGCUGUUCAGGUUCAGGCUCACCCCUCCCAGCAGCUGUCCUUCCACCCGUCUGCAAACUGAAACCUCCUCGUCACAGCUGGAUCCAGGAUCGAGGAAGACGAGCGUUACUGUGUGACAAAAACCCUGAAAAAAAAAAAACACCCCGAACAUCUUGUAACAUUCCCACCUCCUGACAUAACACUAACACAUCCCUCUUAACACUUUUAACUUUCACACAGGAACAUCUCACACAGGACUGUCUUGGAUUUUAAAAUGUAAAUACUGACUGUUUUCACUCACACACAUGAAGACGGAUCGAAGACGAUAACUGACGACUGUGAGAACAGUUUUACCCCCUGUCCCCCCUCCGUCCUUUUACAAACCAGUUCAUUAAUAAUAAAACCAUUGAAAAAAA
Messenger RNA from Notolabrus celidotus (New Zealand spotty), 3381 nucleotides. It is a transcript of the gene atxn2l, whose product is annotated as ataxin 2-like. Gene Ontology annotation, cellular component: cytoplasmic stress granule. Bases 156 to 3047 code for a protein of 963 amino acids. The transcript is spliced from 23 exons. NCBI's taxonomy places the organism in Eukaryota, Metazoa, Chordata, Actinopteri, Labriformes, Labridae. Gene Ontology annotation, molecular function: RNA binding. Gene Ontology annotation, biological process: cytoplasmic stress granule assembly. The record is from RefSeq and is a predicted model, not a curated record.